Molecule: messenger RNA, 1025 nt
Organism: Dentiscutata erythropus
Lineage: Eukaryota; Fungi; Glomeromycota; Glomeromycetes; Diversisporales; Gigasporaceae
Source: the annotation of a GenBank genome assembly
GAGAGACUGAAAUGGAAGAUGUGUUGAUAUUAGGUGAGGAAAGACAAACAUCUCCAUCAUCACAAGCAAGAAAACGAAGAAGAACGGAAAUAGGAAGAGAAGACCAACAUUCUGAUGAAGAACCAUUGACAAGAAAAGAAAAAGAUGACCGAAUGCUAAAUUAUUUAAAAAAAAUUGAUAAGGAAGUCGGAGACCUACGAAAGGAAAUGGUUGACAUCCGAAAAAAAAUUGAAAGCAAUAAAUUAUGGGACGAGAUGUACGAUCCAACUUUCGUCAAUAAAAUUGUCAACGAAAUUGUGAACAAGACAAUUUUGGAAACAAUUUACCCAAGUGACGAAGUAUUGAAAGCAAUUGCUGCGGACUAUGUUAUUCGAAAAUAUCCGGAGCUUUUCGAAAAUUGGAACGACAAACGCUGGACGUUUUAUUACGAUUUAACUAUUCAAAAAAAAUUAAUAGAAAGGCAUCGGUCAAGAAGGGGAACUAUGUCUUCGCAAAUCAAAAAAUCAAUAUUUGCGGUAUUUCGAAAUCUUCCACGAAUAACUAUGAAGGCACCACCAAGCGAGAUUAAAAACUGGAAGGAAAAACGUGUAGUUAAAGAAUGUUACGAAAAGCUGCACACAAGUAUACCAGAGGAUGAAAAUGAAACCUGGUGUGGAAAGAUCAUCCAUGAAACAUGGCCGGACGCCGAAAAAAUAUCUAAAGAACAAAUAGCAUUUGCGGUGGCAUUAUGCGAAAGUUUUUUAAAUCCAGAUAAUGAAAUUAUAAAAAAUGAUAGUAAAUAUUUAAGUAAAAAAAUACGAAAAAAUAAAAAAAAAAUGGAAAGAGGCGAAAAAUUUGAUUUAAGAGAAUCAGAGUCUAGCGAAGAAUCGGAGAACGAAGAAGAAGGAGGAGGAGAAAGAGGAGGAGAAAGAGGAGGAGAAAGAGGAGAGGAAAGAAGAAGUGAAAGAAGGGAGGAAAGAAGAGGGGAAAGAAGUGAGGAAAGAGAAGAAGUUGAAAUCAUAUUUGAAGGACAAAGCAUAAAUUAG